GCCAUGAUAGAUAUUUCAUGGAUUGUAAUCAUUCGUUCUUCAUGAAUCGUACUGCAUCUAUUCUUCUUUUUUCCAUUUCUUUAUCAUAGAUUUCAUAUACAUACGUACGAACGUUCAUUUAUUUACUUGUAUACGUGUAAAUAAUAUUCGAAAUGACAGCCGAGGAAAAUCAUCAACAAAGCUAUUGGACGAAAACUUUGGAGUGCAGUAAACCUGAGUGUGUUAAUUGCGGGACUAAGGAAACACCACUUUGGCACUCCACCGAAUCCGGUAAUCUAUGCAAUGAUUGUCUGGAGAAAAAAAGAUCCGCCGAAGCUAAUGGUGAAACGAAGAACGAGGAUGACGACAAAAGUGGAACGUUAAAACCUAUUAGACGAAGUACAAGGAUCACGAGGUAUUGUAAUUCGAAAUCAAGCGGCCCACAUAAGAUUGUUCCAAAGGGUAAAGGGAGGCGAAAUCUGUUUAAAAAAACGCCAGUGAAAGCUCCUACUGCCACAGCAACUCCGGUCACCAGCAAUUUUGUCUUCUAUAAAGGUACUUAUUUUCAAGUCGGCGAUAUAGUUUCCAUGCAGGACAUCGACGGUGGAAUUUAUUAUGCCCAAAUACGUGGAUUACUUACCGAUCAGUAUUGCGAAAAGAGCGCAGCCGUAACCUGGCUUUUGCCAACCACUGCAAGUCCACCGCCAGAAGAAGGAUUUUGUCCGGAAACUUAUAUAGUCGGACCAGAGGAAGAUUUGCCACGUAAAUUGGAAUGCAUGGAAUUUGUUAUGCACGCGCCAUCGGAUUAUUAUAAACUUAAAAAUACUCCAUAUCCUCCGCCAUUAUUGGAGAAAGGUGUUGGAUACGUAUGGACAACUUUGAGGAAUGAGAUAAAUACAUUUAAAAAAUGAUAAUGUCCUUAGUAAAAAAGAUCUUAUUUGUUCUUAGAUAAAGUUUUGUCUAUAACUGUAAAUACCUAUGCCAAUUAAUUGUAUACCGUUUACUUCUAUUCCUUUUGAAUUUUAUUUCAUAAAACAAAAUAAACACUAACAACAAACGGCAAAUAUUAUAAAAAUUUAAGAUAUGUCAGAGAAAUAUUUAUUAAAUAUACUUUUAUUACAUUA
This is a messenger RNA of Vespa mandarinia (Asian giant hornet), 1103 nucleotides long. RefSeq names its product GATA zinc finger domain-containing protein 1. Gene Ontology annotation, cellular component: nucleus. Gene Ontology annotation, molecular function: sequence-specific DNA binding; zinc ion binding. The record is from RefSeq and is a predicted model, not a curated record. Gene Ontology annotation, biological process: chromatin organization; regulation of DNA-templated transcription. NCBI's taxonomy places the organism in Eukaryota, Metazoa, Arthropoda, Insecta, Hymenoptera, Vespidae.